AUGAAGAGAUGCAAUGCAUUGUCGACAGACACUGGGAAUAAAUCACAUAAGAAAGCCAAAGAGGGUACCAAUGACAAAGAGAAUACAGUUGUGGGGAACAAAACACAAACCUCAUCUAUCACAGAUGUUUCACCUUCACCAAGUAUCCAAAAUCAUUUUAGGGUGCCCUUCCAGAAUGUUACGAAUCAAGUAUUUCGACCCAUUAUUCAACGCCCAUCACAGUCUAAUCCUUCAAACUUCGUUGAAAAUUCAUCGACACAUACUAUCCCAUUAAGUUGUGUUUUUCAAAGUUUUAAACAUGCGACACAGAGAGCAAGAGUUGCAAGAAAGGAAAUCUUGGAUAACAGAAGAACAAUAGGCAUUACUACCUCAAAUAGAGGCCCCCAUUCUCAAACGCAAAGUUCACCUACCACUGUAAUUUUGACUGGUUCUAGAAACGGCCCGCACCCUGCGAGUAGAAUUGGUAACCAAGAAGGAUCUCAACGGAGUACCAACAUUUCAGCCAAGAAACGAAAGACUCUUGGAUCACCUCCAUCGUGA
This is a messenger RNA of Eruca vesicaria subsp. sativa (arugula), 540 nucleotides long. The record is from the annotation of a GenBank genome assembly. Lineage: Eukaryota; Viridiplantae; Streptophyta; Magnoliopsida; Brassicales; Brassicaceae.